Molecule: messenger RNA, 2469 nt
Organism: Pseudoliparis swirei
Lineage: Eukaryota; Metazoa; Chordata; Actinopteri; Perciformes; Liparidae
Product: RILP-like protein 1
Exons: 10
Coding region: 226-1608 (460 amino acids)
Biological process (GO): cilium assembly
Cellular component (GO): ciliary basal body; cytoplasm
Molecular function (GO): protein dimerization activity
Source: RefSeq, a predicted model, not a curated record
GAGAAGCGGACAGUCGGGACAGCGAUGGGCCGCAGCCGAUAUUUACCCCAAAUAAAUCAAACUACCGGCCCUCAGUCGUUCGAGAUGGACUAACGAUAGUUACGGUGUCUUUUAAUGCCGAUAAACGUCCUACGUGUCUGUAGUUUAACGUCACAGCGGAAGAGUUGCGCUCAACUUUAACGGGACUGUCCUUCCAGCGGGAGGAAGUUCGGGACGCCCCCCGACAUGGAGGACCCCGGCUCGGCCCUGGAGAAGAACGUCGCGGACCUCACGGUGAUGGACGUGUACGACAUCGCCGCGGUGGUGGGCCAGGAGUUCGAGCGGAUCAUCGACCAGCACGGCUGCGAGGCGCUGUCCCGCCUCAUGCCCAAAGUGGUGCGCGUGCUGGAGAUCCUGGAGGUGAUGGUGAGCCGCGGCUGCGUCCGGCCGGAGGCCGAGGAGCUGCGGCUGGAGCUGGACAAGCUGCGGCUGGAGCGGCUGGAGCGGCUGGAGAAGGAGCGCAGGCACCGGAAGGAGUUGGAGCUGGUGGAGGACGUGUGGAGAGGAGAGGCUCAGGACCUGCUCACCCAGAUCGCCCAGCUGCAGGAGGAGAACCAGAGCCUGCUCACCAACAUGGCCAACAAGGACCCCAUGAGCGAGGAGGACCUGCAGAGGCACGAGGGUAUGACGGAGAGGGAGCGGCAGGUGAUGAAGAAGCUGAAGGAGGUGGUGGACAAGCAGAGGGACGAGAUCCGAGCCAAGGACCGCGAGCUCACGCUGAAAAACGAGGACGUGGAAGCACUCCAGCAGCAGCAGUCUCGCCUCAUGAAGAUCAACCACGACCUGCGCCAUAAGAUCUCCGUGAUGGAGGCUCAGGGGAAAUCGCUGAUCGAGCAGAAGGUGGAGCUGGAGGCCGGCGCUCAGACGCGGGGGCAGGAAGUCGGCGCCCUGCGGCAGGAAGUCGCCCGUUUGAGGGAACGGCUUCAGGGAGACCUGCCCGGCAAGAACCCUGAGGAACCCUCACCGGCAGAGCGUGGUCAAGCUGUGGUUCUGGGGGCCGAGGGCGGGUCGGACAGACCCGGGUCCUCUGAGCCGGUGCUGGGCGGGUCGGACCCGUCCUCGGCCCGACCGCCCGGUUCCCUCAGCCCAGAGGGCCACGAGGAUGAGGACGAGGAGGAAGAGGCGGUGUUGCUUUGGGAGGCGAUGUGCGCUGAGGACAUGCCGGCUGUGUUCCAAUAUUUUACAAAGGAGGCGCUGUGCGAGGAGGACGCGGCCGGCCUGGACCCCCUGGACCCCAACCGGCCCCGCUUCACGCUGCAGGAGCUGCGGGACGUCCUCCACGAGAGGAACGAGCUCAAGGCCAAAGUCUUCCUGCUGCAGGAGGAGCUGACCUACUACAAGAGCGAGGAGACGGAGGACGACAUCGUCACCACGUCUUCGUCUCCUUCGCCCGAGCUGAGGACUCGCUCCCGCUCCUCGGCCCAGCCGGAGUCCGGAAUCAAGCGGCUGUUUAGCUUCUUCUCGCGGGACAAGCAGCGGGGGGGGGACCCGGACGCCGGCCUGGGCUCGUGGCCGGGGAGAGACGGCGUGUACACGGAGCAGGCCCAGGAGGCCCUGCAGCACCUGUAGGGGCAGCGGACCGACCCAGAACCACAACAAGGGACUCCAGCGGUAACGUCGGAGAGUUAAUCCAGUCACGCGGUCACGACACGCCCGUUAGAAAUCAAGACCAACUGGACUAAUGGGUCACGCCAACUGGACUAAUGGGCCACGCCAACUGGACCAAUGGGUCAUGCCAAGUGGACUAAUGGGCCACGCCAACUGGACUAAUGGGUCACGCCAACUGGACCAAUGGGUCAUGCCAAGUGGACUAAUGGGCCAUGCCAAGUGGACUAAUGGGCCACGCCAACUGGACCAAUGGGUCAUGCCAAGUGGACUAAUGGGCCAUGCCAAGUGGACUAAUGGGCCACGCCAAGUGGACUAAUGGGCCACGCCAACUGGACUAAUGGGCCACGCCAACUGGACUAAUGGGCCACGCCAACUGGACCAAUGGGUCAUGCCAAGUGGACUAAUGGGCCAUGCCAAGUGGACUAAUGGGCCACGCCAACUGGACUAAUGGGUCACGCCAACUGGACUAAUGGGUCACGCCAUCUGGCCAGGGGGACUCAAGCAGCCGGUUCCCUGCCACCUGUCUGAGGGCGCACCUGACUGCUGGGGCCGAACAGCCCUUGUGUGAUGCUGGGACUCACGCUGCAGUUGAACACAGCUGUCGCUGCCAAUAUAAAGCUUCUCAACACUAACACGUUAUAACAUUAACUCAUGGCUCUGUGUUUCUGGGAGUCCAGGAGGAAAGCCUGCACAUCAACAGCUGUGUGCAUAUGUUGCAGCUGUCAAAUAUGUGGGAAUAAAACAAUUAAACACUGUUCAUUAAUAGACACUGUUCCUGCGAAUGACGAUAAAAACCCAGCAUUAAAAAUAAAUAAAUGUGAA